AUGGACCCAAUCCAAUCGAACGAUUUUCAGAAGUACCCACAAACCCUAAUCUCAGAGCUUGAAGAUUCUGUCAUGGAAGAUGCAGACGAGUCCUUGUUCGAUUCGAUGGUUUGUGAUUCCAAUUCAAGACUCAUCCUAACUGGGUUUACGAGAUCUGACAACGCAGAGGAGGAGUAUUUCAUGUUUAUAAAUGCCGGAGGGGAUGCUUUUAAUGAAGCAGAUGGUGGACUAACGUUCCUGGGUGACACAUUUUUUGAUGGUGGCAACGCUAUGCGUACCGAUGAGCAGAUAGUGGGGGGUGGAGAUUACCCAUUUAUCUAUCAAUCAGCUCGGUUGGGAAGUUUUCAUUACAGAUUUGAUAAUCUUCCUCCUGGAGACUAUGUUGUUGAUCUUCAUUUUGUGGAGAUCAUUAAUAUAAAUGGGCCAAAAGGAAUGAGGGUAUUCAAUGUAUACAUCCAAGAAGAAAAGGUUCUAUCUGAAUUAGAUAUCUAUGCGGUUGUUGGAGCCAAUAAGCCACUGCAGUUGAUUGAUUCAAGGGUGACUGUGAAGGAUGAUGGGGUAAUUCUCAUAAGAUUUGAAAGUAUAAAUGGAAGCCCAGUUGUUAGUGGGAUUUGCAUUAGGAGAGCAACGAAGGCGUCAGUUCCACAGGUGACAAGCGAUUACAUUAAAUGUAACUACUGUGAUGCGCAGAUUGAAAUUCCUUCCUCACAGAUGAAAGUUAUGCAGACAAAAUCUACUGCAAAGUAUGAGAAUAAGAUAAAGGAGCUCAAAAUGCAGUGUGACCUCAAGGCAAAAGAAUGCUAUGAGGCAUGGAUGUCAUUAACUGCAACGAACGAACAAUUGGAAUCAGUCCAGAUGGAACUUGACAAUGUGACAUUUAAGUCACUCAUUACUGAUCAAACUGUGGAGAAACAAGCUGAAAGCCUGAGGUGUAUCUCUAGCAUGUACGAGCUUGAUAAGAAGAAAUGGACCGAAGCAAUUAGCAGUUUACAGGAAAAAGUAAAGUUGAUGAAGAGUGACUGUAUUCAACUUUCCUUUGAAGCGCAUGAAUGUGUUGAUUCAAUCCCUGAAUUAAACAAGAUGGUUUUUGCAGUUCAGGAAUUGGUUAAGCAGUGUGAAGAUCUCAAAGUGAAGUACAACGAAGAGAUGACACAGAGAAAGAAGCUCUUCAAUGAAGUUCAAGAAGCUAAAGGGAACAUUAGGGUUUUCUGUCGUUGUCGUCCACUGAAUAGGGUUGAAAUCUCAGCUGGGUGUACAACAGUUGUGGAUUUUGAAGCAGCAAAGGAUGGAUGCCUUGGAAUUUUGACAAGUGGCUCCGCCAAAAAAUCUUUCAGAUUUGACAGAGUUUAUACACCAAAAGAUGAUCAAGUUGAUGUUUUUGCUGAUGCCUCAUCGAUGGUAGUAUCUGUGUUGGAUGGCUACAAUGUUUGCAUCUUUGCUUACGGGCAAACAGGAACAGGAAAGACAUUCACCAUGGAAGGAACAGAGCAGAAUAGAGGAGUAAAUUACAGGACUCUUGAGCACUUGUUUAAAGUUAGUAAGGAAAGGAGUGAAACAUUUUCAUAUGACAUAUCUGUUAGUGUGCUUGAGGUUUAUAAUGAACAAAUCAGAGACCUAUUGGCUACAGGGCAAACAUCAAAAAGGUUGGAGAUAAAACAAGUCUCUGAAGGAUCUCAUCAUGUUCCUGGUGUAGUAGAAGCCAAGGUUGAUAACAUAAAUGAAGUGUGGAAUGUACUGCAGGCCGGAAGUAAUGCUAGAGCAGUUGGAAGUAAUAACGUUAAUGAACAUAGCAGUCGAUCUCACUGCAUGCUUUGUAUAAUGGUAAGGGCUAAAAAUUUGAUGAAUGGUGAAUGUACCAAGAGCAAGCUUUGGCUUGUGGAUUUGGCAGGUAGUGAGAGACUAGCAAAGACUGAAGCGCAAGGGGAGCGGCUGAAGGAAGCACAAAAUAUCAAUCGAUCUCUUUCAGCUCUUGGAGAUGUGAUAUCCGCUUUAGCAGCCAAAAGUAGUCACAUUCCAUACAGGAACUCUAAAUUGACACAUUUACUUCAAGACUCGCUAGGAGGUGAUUCCAAAACUUUGAUGCUUGUACAAAUAAGUCCAUCAGACCAGGACUUGGGUGAGACUCUGAGCUCGCUUAAUUUUGCAACUAGAGUGAGGGGGGUCGAGUUAGGUCCAGUUAAGAAGCAAAUUGAUACAAGUGAAAUUCAAAAGAUGAAAGCAAUGCUUGAAAAAGCCCGGAGUGAGUGCAGAAUUAAAGAUGAAUCUAUGCGGAAACUAGAAGAAAAUUUGCAAAGCAUGGACAGUAAGGCCAAAAGCAAGGAUCUUAUUUACAAGAAUCUACAAGAAAAGAUUAAAGAACUCGAAGGCCAGAUUGAGUUGAAGACAGCCAUGCAAAACCAGUCAGAAAAACAAAUUUCUCAGUUAUCUGACAAAUUGAAGGGAAAAGAAGAAACCUGCUGUACUCUCCAACAUAAGGUCAAAGAGCUAGAGAAAAAGCUGAAAGAACAACUACAGUCAGAGACAGCAAGUUUUCAACAAAAGGUUUGGGAUCUAGAAAAGAAGCUGAAAGAUCAAAUGCAAGGGUCAGAGAAUGAAUCUGCCAUUCUAAAAGAUAAGGUCAAGGAGCUCGAGAGAAAACUGAAAGAGCAGGAACAGAACUCAGAAUCCUUGCUUCAACAGAUGAAGGAACUAGAGGAAAGGUACAGAGAGCGAGAGCAACAGUGGCAACAAACUCAUUGUUCUGUUGAUGCAGUAAAGGCAACACCUGACGUAGUAGGUAAAAGCUGCAAAAGUGAUGAAUGUCCAAGUGAGAAUGAGGCUCGCAUUUUAAGGUGUUCAAACACAGUAAACCGCCAGAUAAGUCAAGGUUCUAUUUUGUUCAAAGGGAAUGAUUCUACUCAGCAGAUAAGAAGCAAAAGAGAGUUCAGAAGCAAUGAAACAGAGAACAACUUUGUCAUGUCAUCAUCAUCUACUUUACAUGAUAGAAGAAGAGUCACAAGGAAAUCUGAUCCACCUAAAAUAGUAAAGGUUGGAAGGCCAACUACGAAGCCAGUCAUUGCUACUCAAGCUCCAUUGUCUCACAAGAGAGCUAGCACAAGCAGAGAUAAUGUUCAAGGAAUUAGAGAAAGGGAUAGUAAGAAGAAAAUUUGGUCAAGAUAG
This is a messenger RNA of Gastrolobium bilobum, 3159 nucleotides long. RefSeq names its product kinesin-like protein KIN-14R. Gene Ontology annotation, molecular function: microtubule motor activity; ATP binding; microtubule binding. The record is from RefSeq and is a predicted model, not a curated record. NCBI's taxonomy places the organism in Eukaryota, Viridiplantae, Streptophyta, Magnoliopsida, Fabales, Fabaceae. Gene Ontology annotation, biological process: microtubule-based movement. The transcript is spliced from 19 exons. Bases 1 to 3159 code for a protein of 1052 amino acids.